CCCCAUCACCUCCCCUCCCCAUGUCCUCCCUCUCCCCUCUCUCCCACUCAGAGCAUCGAGCGACGCAUACACUCAGGAAGACACUACCCGUACCCCCUGAUGGCAAGAAUGCCACGCGAGAGAUGGAACGAUUCUGCACAUUGUCCCCUGGUGGCGAAGAUGCGCAUAUUUGCGUAAGAAACAUGAAUCAUGAGCCUAAGGCGAGUACUUUGUGGUUUACUCUUGAUCAUCGGAGGAUAUGUCAGUACCAGGGGGCAGCUAUGACCAUGCUAACCAAUAUUGACGUAUAUGUGUCACAAUACCCCAAUCGUCCUUCGCAAACUAGGAUGCCUAGUGCCAAACAUGUUCGCUGUUAUGCCCUUACUUUCAUGACACCGCGCACGAUGCGAAGGCCUCGGGAUCACUUACGACACUGCCUCCAAAACGGUGCGACAGACAUGGCAGAGUUCGAAGUGUGUUCCAUACCUAGACUUUCUGACAAUGGACAUACGCCCAGUCGUUUCCUGGAAGUGGAAUUUUUAGCGCAGAAAGUGCGUUUCUUGACGAAGCACACUGCAAACAAACCUCCAAGGACAAGAACCGCAGUGUGGCCUUCGGCGUCUUUUCAAGAUGCCCCUACGUCGUGAGGAAAUCGUGAAGAGCGCUCUUCAUUCUCGAAGCCUUUUCUACCCGAGGAAAUGAUGGUAAGUGUCUUGGCAGUGAUAGGUGGGAUGUCUUCAGACGAGCAGUCAUGCAUGCACGUGACCUAGACCAAGGGCAUUCAAGGAAAGAAUACCGUGCGUUCCGCUUGUGAGGUUCGUUAUCUGCACCUAAGUAUUCAUCUCGAUAGUCCUGCAACUUGUUGAUCGUUGAAGUACUAUCGUUGAGCCCCAGGUACAUCGGUUGGACCUUCCGCGUACCGUUCGGAUAACGGAUUGCGUCGCGCCAAUGCCCAUUAUUCGAUUUCAGUUCCAGUGGAUCCUAUCACCGCAGUAGAGUAUGUCAAGUCAUGGUGGAAGCGGGACCGGGCAGAGAG
Fomitopsis serialis is the source of this 1015-nucleotide messenger RNA. RefSeq lists its product as uncharacterized. Bases 21 to 626 code for a protein of 201 amino acids. NCBI's taxonomy places the organism in Eukaryota, Fungi, Basidiomycota, Agaricomycetes, Polyporales, Fomitopsidaceae. The record is from RefSeq and is a predicted model, not a curated record. The transcript has 3 exons.